Pungitius pungitius (ninespine stickleback) is the source of this 2994-nucleotide messenger RNA. RefSeq names its product MAM domain-containing protein 2-like. The transcript has 16 exons. The record is from RefSeq and is a predicted model, not a curated record. Gene Ontology annotation, cellular component: membrane. Lineage: Eukaryota; Metazoa; Chordata; Actinopteri; Perciformes; Gasterosteidae. The coding region runs from base 146 to 2641 and encodes 831 amino acids.
AUUAUAAGGUUGCCUUUUUUAAAAUCUUAACAAUUUAUUUUGCUUGAAGUUGUCUUGCUUCACUCGGUAUUCAUUUUCAACAUAAGCCUUUUCCAAUAGAAGAGCUGAUUGGAAACAGGUGUGUGGAAAGGUUUCAAGCAAACCGAUGGCUGAAAAAGGGCCUCUCUGCUUUGGUCCCAUUGACAUCGCACACGUUCCAAUUAAGUUUUGGGGGAAAGUACGAGGAAACACAACUUGUUUGGACUCCUCCGCUCCGUGUUCCCACACCAGGGCUUCCCACCAAGUCAUCACGCACCUUCUUUCUUUCUCCUCCUCCUCCUCCUCCUCCUCUCUCUCUCUGUCAGUCCCCCUUCUCCUCCUCCCCCUGUUGUCCAGACACAAACACUUGCCAGCGGAGCGUCUGCAGUGUGCUGCCAGUCUGCGAGCUGGAGAGACACUCACCAGAGGGAUCUUCAAAAACACACUUUUCCCAGCCACUUCUUGGAUUUCUUCUGACUGUGGAUGCACACAGACCUACUUUUGCUCACCCUUUUUUCCUCCGAGGAUCGAUUCAUUUCCAGAGGGAGCCGCGAUGCUUCCAUUCUACCUCUUGACUCUUGCUGCCACCAUCCAAGCCCAGAGCCAGCGGUUGCCCGGCUCCUGCAACUUUGAGUCCGACACCUGCGGAUACACUUCGGAAGCAGACUCAACAAGCUGGAGCCUGAACAGAGAUGGGCACUUUGUUUCAGUGGACGCGGCUAUGAGCGACACCCGGGAGGCCGAGAUAGAUGCAGAUACUGGGCCACAGAGAGAGAUCACCGGCGCCCUGCUGAGUCCGGUCCUGGAGCAGGAGGAGUGGAGCUGCCUGAGGCUCGUCUUCCAGAUCAGCGGGAAGGGAAGCCUGGAAGUCCUGCAGCGCACCGAGGGAAAGAGCUUUGACAAGCCGCUGUGGGGCAGCCAGGCGCCGUCUGACAGCUGGGUCAUCUCAAGCAUGGACCUGCAGAACGGCACCGAGCCGUUCAGGGUCGUUAUCGAAGGUAAACCUGGACGGAGCACUGGGAGCAGCGUGGCCAUCUUUGAGAUCCACAUCAGCUCUGGAUACUGCCUGGAGUGUGAUUUUGAGGGAUCUCACCUGUGUGGAUACAGUAACCGGUGGAAUGCCAAUGUAAACUGGUAUGUGGGAGGAGGCGGGGGCCAGCUGCUUCACAACAACAUACAAAGUGACCACACAUUCAAGACAGGUCACAUGAUGUACGUGGACUCCAUCUACGCCAAAACUUUCAACGAAGUGGCCACACUGGCGUCUCCCAUGACGACGGUGCCGAUGUCCGGGUGCCUGAGUUUUCAGUACCAGCGAAGCGAGAGCAGGUCGAACCUGUUCUCUGUUUACACCAGAGACCAGCUGGGUCAGUACCAGGAGCUGUGGAGGGCAGACAGAGAGACACAGAGCGGCACGCUGGCACAAUGGGCCCCUGCCCAGGUGGACCUGAAGGCACCAUACUCUGUACAGCUGGUCUUUGAGGUGUCCUUUAACAGCCCGAGGGGGGGACGCGUGGCAGUUGAUGACAUUUCCUUUUCUCCAGAGUUUUGCAGCACAGACACUGAGCCGACCUUUGACCCCUCCAUCUCCAGCUGUGACUUUGAGUCAGGUUUCUGCCACUACGUCCAGGACCAGGGGAUUUUGUCGUCGUGGAGUAGAGUGUCUGUGAAGCCCAACAUAUUUAGGAAUGGAGACCACACUACAGGGUCAGGAUAUUUCCUGUUGUCUCAUUCCCAGCUGAGCCGACGCUCUGGUUACGUUACCCGGCUGAUGGGACCAACUCUCCCUGCGAACAUGAAGUACUGCUUGAGAUUCUCCUACUCACUGAGGGGUUUCAACCAGACAGACGAGGCGCUUGCUGUGUAUCUGCAGCAGCAGCAGCAGAGCAGCAGCCAGGAGAAGAUCUGGACUCACGGGGAGAACUCCAGAGGAUUCUGGAUCACAACGGACAUCACCUUCCAGACAUCACAGCCUGGCAGGUUGGUUUUUGUCAGCACCUGCAGGAGUUUCUGGGAAUGCGGCUCUGUGGCUUUGGAUGACAUCAAUGUGAGCCUCGGAGACUGUGAGCUGACAGUGGGUUUGUUGUCAAUGUCUCUGCCAGGACACUGUGACUUUGAGGCAGGCCUGUGCGGCUACGCUCAGGACAAGCAGAGCGACGAUGCGGACUGGCGGUGGAGGAGAGGACCCCCCCCGACCUCGUACACCGGCCCCAGAGGAGACCACACCACGGGACUGGGAUACUACCUGCACAUGGAGGCGUCGCCCAUGCUGCCCGGUCAGAGGGCGCGUCUGCUGUCUCGACCUCUGAGGGGCUCCAAGGGGCCACAGUGCCUGCACUUCUACUACCACAUGUACGGCUCGGGGACGGGUCGGCUCGGCAUUCACCUCCGCGCGGAUGGAGAGGAGCUGUUGCUGUGGCAACUGAGCGGCGAGCAGAGCAUCGCUUGGCUGAGGGCCACGGUGGAGUACCAGAGCGACAGCCAGCAUCAGAUUGUGUUUGAGGCAACCAGGGGCUCAUCAGUUAGGAGCGACAUCGCCAUUGAUGACAUCAUCUUGCAAGGCGGAACUUGCCCCGAAAUGGAGAUCAAAGCCACCGUGGAAACCUCCAAUAAGAUCGAGUAGAAGGCAAGAGGACGUCUGCUGCGUAGGAUGCAUUGAGCCCUCUUGGUUAUUUGUUGCACAUUACAGGCUUUGGACACCUGCGCGUCAAUCAGAACACGCAGGGAUGUGGUUAGAAAUUAUCCUUUCACGUAGUUCUGUAUUCAGUUGUGUUAUAGUCAGCACCUUAGCCAAAGAGAGCGUGUUUAACCGUCUUUCUUCACAUCUUGAUGCAUUAGAUUAAUGCUCAUUGCUCAAAUGAAGCUAGAAGUUUAUCCACCAUUAUUUUUGUUUUUCUCUUCAUUGGUAAAUGCAGAAGUCAAAACCUAACAGCUUAUCAUUUAGUAGACUGCCAAUAAAACGGAAAAGAUGCAUCA